Leptonychotes weddellii (Weddell seal) is the source of this 936-nucleotide messenger RNA. RefSeq names its product olfactory receptor 13J1-like. NCBI's taxonomy places the organism in Eukaryota, Metazoa, Chordata, Mammalia, Carnivora, Phocidae. Gene Ontology annotation, molecular function: olfactory receptor activity; G protein-coupled receptor activity. The record is from RefSeq and is a predicted model, not a curated record. Gene Ontology annotation, biological process: G protein-coupled receptor signaling pathway. Gene Ontology annotation, cellular component: membrane.
AUGGAGCGGGUCAAUAGGACAGAGAUCUCUGAGUUCUUUCUGAAAGGAUUUUCUGGUUACCCAGCCCUGGAGCACCUGCUCUUCCCUCUGUGCUCAACCAUGUACCUGGUGACCCUGCUGGGGAACACAGCCAUCGUGGCAGUGAGUGUCCUGGACGUCCGCCUGCACACGCCCAUGUACUUCUUCCUGGGCAACCUCUCUAUCCUGGACACCUGCUACACGUCUACCUUUGUGCCUCUGAUGCUGGUCCACCUCCUGUCAGCCCAGAAGACUAUCUCCUUUACUGGCUGCGCAAUCCAGAUGUGUCUGAGCCUCUCCACAGGCUCCACAGAGUGUCUGCUUCUUGCCAUCAUGGCCUAUGAUCGCUACCUGGCCAUUUGCCGGCCACUCAGGUACCCCGUGCUCAUGAGCCCCCGGCUCUGCUUGUCGUUGGUGGGAACCGCUUGGGUCCUCUGUCUCUUCAAGUCAGUGACUGAGACAGUCAUUGCCAUGAGGCUGUCCUUCUGCGGCCACAAUGUGGUUAGUCACUUCACCUGUGAGAUCCUGGCAGUGCUGAAGCUGGCAUUCAGUGACACCUCUGUCAGUGAAGUCUUCCUGCUGGUGGGGGCCAUCCUGCUGCUGCCUAUACUGGCAUUCGUCUGCCUGUCCUACACACUUAUCCUGGCCACCGUCCUGAGAGUGCCCUCAGCUGCCGGACGCCGCAAAGCCUUCUCCACCUGCUCAGCGCACCUGGCUGUGGUGAUGCUUUUCUACGGCACCGUCAUAUUCAUGUACCUGAAACCCAAGAGCAAGGAGGCCCGCAUCUCUGAUGAGGUCUUCACGGUCCUCUAUGCCGUGGUCACGCCCAUGCUGAACCCUGUCAUCUAUAGCUUGAGGAACAAGGAGGUGAGGGAGGCUGCCAAGAAAGUGUGGGGUAGGAGUUGGACGUCCCAGUGA